Messenger RNA from Neolamprologus brichardi, 1890 nucleotides. Its product is annotated as germ cell-specific gene 1-like protein. Lineage: Eukaryota; Metazoa; Chordata; Actinopteri; Cichliformes; Cichlidae. Gene Ontology annotation, cellular component: plasma membrane. The record is from RefSeq and is a predicted model, not a curated record.
GUCAUUUGUCUACAGGUCAAAGCAAAGACGACACAUUUGUUAGCGAAACUCUUGAGCUGCAGAAAAUUAUGACAAGUUUAAAGACAGCAAAUUAUAGACAAAAGCAUCAGAGUAAAGGCAGCAGAUGUUCCCUCCAACCAUCUGUCUCCUUCAGAUACUGUACUCCUAAGUAGUUUGUCUUCAUUUGUGUGCUACAUCAGCAGGCUAUUAGAAGAGAUUUGCCCUGCUUGCACACACACACGCAGUGAAUGGAUUUUCAUAUGAGACUGUCCACAUUAUGUCACAGGUCACCAACUGUAAAAAGGGACUUGAUCUUAUGCCUGCGGCUGCAAUUACUUUGCAAAUGCAGGAAUCUCAGGGAAGAGCCUGCUUCUGGAUUACAAUCUAAGCUUGUUGUAAUCUUUGCUUUUUACUAAUAUGUUCAAAGGAAGUCUGGACUAUAAUUUGCCAUUUGUAAUGGAUAAUGUUGCAGGCAGAGCUUUGUAGAAGGGGAGGAGCGAUGAGUUUGGAGUGGCAGCACAGAGGGGACAGUUUAGGAGUUCAAAUGAAGGAAAACAAACAGUGCCAUGGGUUUCUAUUGUCUCUGUGGGAGUGCAGAGGAUGGACCCUUUCAUCAAGGUGGCAGCACAUCAGAAGAGCCGGCAGAGGGAUGUACACACUUCUCACCCAAGGAGCCCCAAAUGCAACAAGAUUAUGAAGAUUUGAUAUAUCCGCUGGGAGGCGAAACACGGUGGCUACAUAUCAAAAGCCAGGAUUAGUUGCCUUUUCAUUUCAUCUCCUCUGGCCUUGCCUCGACCAUGAGGCUAGAGCGCGGGCGGCGGGCUUCUCUGGCGCUCACCCUCAACUUUGUGGCGUUUGCUUUUGCCUUAUCCGCGGUGACCACCAGCUACUGGUGCGAGGGGACCAGGAAGGUGGCCAAACCCUUCUGCACAGGCCCACCGGUGAACAAGAAGGAGUGGUACUGCAUCCGCUUCAACAGCACCAACCUCAACGACAGCCGCCAAGUGCAGUACAUCUUUGAGACGGGGGAGGAGAAGUUUCUGAUGAGGAAGUUCCACACGGGGAUAUUCUUCUCCUGCGAGGAGGCGGCCGACAUGAACGGGUUUGAAUGUCGAGAAUUCUCAGAUAUUGCACCUGAAAAUGAAAGAGGAGUGCUGUGGUUGUGUAUCGUGGCGGAGACCCUGUACCUCACCCUGCUCUUCGCCGGCGGGGCUCUGAUGACUCUGGAGCAGUGCCCCUGCUUUAGUGUCAUGAACAAACUGAAGCUCAGUGCCUUUGCUGCCAUGUGCACUGCCCUGUCAGGCCUUUGUGGGAUGGUGGCCCACAUGAUGUUUACUACCAUAUUCCAGCUGGCUGUUGCCACCGGGCCAGAAGAUUGGAGACCCAAAACAUGGGACUACAGCUGGUCUUAUUUAUUAGCAUGGGGCUCUUUCGGCACCUGCAUGGGGUCUGCAGUGACGGCACUGAACCGCUACACAAAGACGAUCAUCGAGUUUAAAUACAAACGGCGGAACAUCGAGAAGAGCCUGAUGAUAAAGCAGAACAUGAUGGAGAUGAACGUCCCCGAGCAGAUGUGGGACAUGUACCUGACUACUGUGCCGGUUGAUGCCGAGGCACCUCUAGAACUGCCGGUCAACGGCCACAAGCCGUCCACAGGAACAGCGUACGAGGUCGAAAUGGACAAUGUACCAGAACCACAAGGAGAGGCGUACUGUUAAAGAUGGAAACGUUUCUGGGGUUGAUUUCCUGGACCUACACCGACUCUUGUUCUUGGAUUUAAAUAUUUACUUCAGGACUUUUUUUGUAUAUUUUGUUCCUCUCCACACAUCAGAUGUGUCUGGUUCUUAAAAAAAGAUAAUGUGAGAAGCGGGGAAGGGAAAAGGUACAUUU